GGCUCACCAUCGCGGCUGGGACCUCCCCGGCCCUCCCCACCCUCCCUACUUCUGGUCUCCCAUCAAUCCAUCUGUCAAUCUGCCCACCUGCCGCGCCCCCCGGGCUGAGGUAGGAGGUUGUAUAGUUGAGGAAGACACCCGAGGAGAUCACUAUACGGCCUCCUAGCUUUCCCCAGGCUGCGCCCUGCACUGGAAGGGGCCGGCGGGGACCCCAGGUCCACAGCACUGCCCAAGAGUUCCUGGUAGGAGCUGGGGCGUCCUCUCUGUCCACAUUCUAUCUUAUCCCUUUUCUUUGCAGUCUCUAUGCCAUCUUGAGAUUUUCUAGUUUUCUGUCUCUUACGCCAAUGUCCCUAGGGUUCUAGAAGCUUCUGUUUCUCCAGUGCUGUGAAUCUAUCUCUGUGACAUUGUGGGUUUUUGAGCUUCUUGAGGGAUCUCCUGGUUCCUUUCUGUCUUCUGGGGCUUAGGGUAUCUCCGUUUCUGUCUCUCUUCCCUGUUCCCACCUCUGGGGCAAAGGGUUUUUCUGGUCCACCAUAGCUGCAUUGCCGGCCUCUGGGUCCCUGAGACCCUUUAACCUGUGAGGACGUCCAGGGUCACAGGUGAGGUUCUUGGGAGCCUGGCGCCUGGCUCAGCCACAAAUUUAGGGAUUUCAGGUGACCCCUGGCAACCUUCCUCUAGAUGGAGCCUGAUGCUUUUGAAACUCCAUCUCUGAUCACAGGCUCCCCCUCCCCCACAAUGACCUCACAAAGGUUACUAUCUUCUCCUCAGACCCAGAGACCCUCUGUUAUGGGUCUUGUUUCCUUAGUAGGGAGCAUUGUCCUGUUGUUCCUGCUGAUCUUCAGGGCAUCCACGUGGGCCUGUCUCUUCUGCUUCACUACCUAUGAGGAACGCCUCCGUGUCUGCCAGCUGUUUGUGGGCAGAGCGGAAACCAAGAUAAGAAUGUGUAGAGAUGAGCUUGAAGGGGCUUUUGAGAAUCUCAAAGACACGAAAAUCAACUAUGAUGAGAGGAGCUACCUGCACGAUGAAUUCACCCAGAUGACAGUUUCUCUUCAGGAGAAGGCUGCUAUGCGGGAGCCCUUUUGGCUUGCCUUCAAACAUGCUGCUGCAAAGUUGAAGAGGACCAUUGAACACCUUAAAAAAGCCCAGGCCUGCAUCCCUCCCUGUGGCUUCCAGGAGGCGGCUAGGCUUUUCCACUGCUCGGGCUGCUUUUCCAAACUGUGCGAUCUGCCUCUAGAUUGUCCAGGUGAGAGGGCGGGCGAGGCUGGGAUGCCGCGAGGAGGGGCUUGUGCGGUCUUACCAGAGCUAACCAGCCUCUUUCCAGUUCAGGACAUGUUGGUGAACCGGGGGGACCAGGCUUUGUUUUCUUGUAUCGUGGCUUUCCAGUUGCCAGAGUCGGAGGUCACUUAUUCCUGGAAAUUUGUGGGAGGUGUCCGAACUCGGGACGUUACCUUCUUCCGUGGUAUGCCGGGGGCUCACGGGUACCUGGCACGAAUACGGCCAGUGCAACCCAAACACGGCGGGACCUUUUCCUGCGUGAUCCUGCACGACCAGCGCCCCCUGGCGCGGCUCUACUUUUAUCUGAACGUGACGGGCCCUCCUCCGCCUGAGGACACUGAGCUCCAGGUCACGUUCCGGGAAGUGAUGAAUCGGACGCCGCCGGCGGAGCCGGAAAUGAUCCAGCCCUGGAGGCCCAGCCUAGGCGAACUACUUACCAACCCCCAGGCAAUGACGCUUGGCAACCUAUUCUUGCUCGCGGCCACCGCUGCACUUGGGUCUGCCAGUGUUACUCUGCUAGUGUGGUGAGUGCCAGCUAGCACCCUCCCCUUCCCAGCUCCUUUGGUCCAGACCCCAGCCUCCUCCCUCAUUCCUAGCCGUCCAACCCAAGUCUUCUCUUAGACCAAGUUCAAGCCUAGCUCUCCUCCCUCAAGACUCCAAAGUCCAGGCCCUCGCCUACCUUCCCCAGAACCAGGUUUCUAGGUUCCAAUUCUCCCUGAAAUCUAGGCGUAUAGUCUCCACCUUUUAAGACCUAGGGAGCCUAACCCACUUUUCUCAGACCCAGGAGCCCAGGCCCUAGCACUUCUUCCUCGGAUCUAGGAGUCCAGGACUGUUCUGCCUUAUAACGCAUGAGUCCUGAUUCCAAGCCUUCUUGGAAACUCUGGUCAAAGCUCUGUGCACUUUGAAACAAGUGUUUCUAUCACUGGGCCUCCCUAUAGCACAGGCUCCUUUGUUUUCUCAGGCUGUUUUUUCGAUGGUACUUAAGUGGCAACUAACAAAUCCUGAUCUUACAUCUGCCCUGGAAAUAAAGUAUAUAUUUUAG
Molecule: messenger RNA, 2314 nt
Organism: Mus pahari (shrew mouse)
Lineage: Eukaryota; Metazoa; Chordata; Mammalia; Rodentia; Muridae
Gene: Spaca6
Product: sperm acrosome associated 6
Exons: 7
Coding region: 676-1800 (374 amino acids)
Biological process (GO): fusion of sperm to egg plasma membrane involved in single fertilization
Source: RefSeq, a predicted model, not a curated record